Messenger RNA from Hyaloperonospora brassicae, 666 nucleotides. Lineage: Eukaryota; Oomycota; Peronosporomycetes; Peronosporales; Peronosporaceae. The record is from the annotation of a GenBank genome assembly.
AUGGCCGACGACCUCCUGCAGAUGUUCCAGAGCAUCACGACGAGCGACCACGACGAGCUCGUGGACCAGUUCGCGCACCUGCUGCAGCUCGACGUGCAGACCGCCACGUUCUUCCUCGAGUCGUGCAACUGGAACGUCGAGACGGCCGCGAACAACUACCUCGUGACGCUCGAAGCUGCGGGCGGGAGCAACGACCGAGGAGAGACGACGGACGGCGUGGAAGAUCUGUCGAUGGAAGACGAGGGCGAGGACGGCGGUCACGGCCAAUGGAGUGGAGCGCGUGCACAAGUGCCAAGUGCUGUCCCGUACCAGGCGCAGUGCACAAGUGACUUGUCGGCGCUGCAGCACACGCUCUUGGCCCCCGAGACAGCAGUGCAGUUGCACUGGAGCUUUCUCAAUACGGGACAGGAAGCGUGGCCGACGGAUACGCGACUGCUGUUCGCACAAGGCACGAGUUUCCGCGGGCCAGAGCAAACCAACGUCGUGCCAGCGGUCGUCGGCCAGCGGGUCGAGAUCCACGCGUCACUGUGCAUGCCAUCAGAGCCAGGGUCGUACGCUGGCAGCUGGAGGCUGCACUGCUCGCGGGGGUUCUUCGGCGAUCCGUUCCACUUCACUGCAGAUGACCGACAGCCUUCUUCAGCUGUGGUGGAGGACAUGGACCUGUAG